Molecule: messenger RNA, 8502 nt
Organism: Mauremys mutica (yellowpond turtle)
Lineage: Eukaryota; Metazoa; Chordata; Testudines; Geoemydidae
Gene: MAP3K13
Product: mitogen-activated protein kinase kinase kinase 13
Exons: 16
Coding region: 482-3382 (966 amino acids)
Biological process (GO): protein autophosphorylation; JNK cascade
Molecular function (GO): JUN kinase kinase kinase activity; ATP binding
Source: RefSeq, a predicted model, not a curated record
CUCAGCUGUUUCCCCAGCUGUCAUGGAGCCGGCAGUGACGCUGCCAGCGUCGGGAUGGCUUUGGUUGGGGGCAGUGCCUUGUUUUCCAUGGAGGAAAUGACGUGUUUGUUGACGCAGCAGAUCUCCAGAAUACCGAUUUCUGUGAGGAGCACCAAACAGAUCAAAUUAAUAGAAACACAUGGACCAUUAAGUCUUCCAAAAAUGAGCAAAUUCAUACCUUUCUACUGGAACCCAGAGUGUCUUGAAAAAGAGAGAAGAAUCCAAUGUUGGACUGUCUUAGACCUUACGCUCAGUGCAGCUUCAGAGAGCAGUUUGGUUUAUCUAACCUGAAGUGGAAGCAUAUGGACAACAAGCCAAGAGGACAUGGGCUUUCAGUGCACUUGGAAAAAUGAUCCGGCAUCAGAACUGGUGCUGGGGCCAUUUGUUGCAUCUGAAUUGUGUAUCAUUAGUUCUCUAAGCACCGCAUCGUACUACCUGUUUCAUGCACAUGCACGGCACCAUGGCCAGUCCUCAGGAGCACCUGAGCUGGCCUUCCUCUACAAACUUGAUCAACAAAACUUUCAGUGAAGACAAAGACUUCAGUGGGAUACAUGGUGAUCAUGCACCCACCGGAAACCAUCCUUCACCUGAGAUCAUAGAGGAUGUGCGAGAGAAGGGCUUACUUCAGGCAGAUCUAAUAGAAAAUGUGGGCAGUCCAGUCACCACAGCGGUGUUGACCAGCGUCAGCGAGGACUCUAGAGACCAGUUUGAGAACAGUGUGCUGCAGUUGAGAGAACAGGAUGAAGCUGAAACAGUUGUGCCCCAGGACCACAGUAACACGAUGGAUGGAGAGAAUAACAGUGGGACAGAUGACAUUAAAAUCCAGUUCAGCAGAUCCGGGAGUGGGAGCAGUGGGUUUCUUGAGGGACUUUUUGGCUGUUUGAGGCCAGUAUGGAACAUCAUAGGGAAAGCAUACUCCACGGACUAUAAACUGCAGCAACAAGAUACCUGGGAAGUUCCAUUUGAGGAGAUCUCAGAGCUGCAGUGGCUGGGCAGUGGAGCACAAGGAGCUGUCUUCUUAGGCAAAUUCCGAGCGGAGGAGGUGGCAAUCAAGAAAGUGAGAGAACAAAAUGAAACAGACAUCAAGCACUUGCGGAAGCUGAAGCAUCCUAACAUCAUCGCCUUCAAGGGAGUUUGCACUCAAGCCCCAUGUUACUGUAUUAUCAUGGAGUACUGCGCACAUGGACAGCUCUAUGAAGUGCUACGAGCGGGUCGGAAAGUCACACCUCAGCUGCUUGUGGACUGGUCCACAGGGAUCGCAAGUGGAAUGAAUUAUUUACACCUUCAUAAAAUCAUCCACCGAGACCUCAAGUCACCAAAUGUAUUAGUCACUCAUACAGAUGCAGUAAAAAUUUCAGAUUUUGGUACAUCUAAAGAACUCAGUGAUAAAAGUACAAAAAUGUCCUUUGCGGGCACCGUGGCUUGGAUGGCCCCAGAGGUGAUACGGAAUGAGCCCGUCUCUGAAAAAGUGGAUAUCUGGUCGUUUGGGGUAGUUUUGUGGGAGCUGCUUACAGGAGAGAUUCCAUACAAGGAUGUAGACUCCUCAGCUAUCAUCUGGGGAGUGGGAAGUAACAGCCUGCACCUUCCUGUCCCUUCCACCUGUCCAGAUGGGUUCAAAAUCCUAAUGAAGCAAACAUGGCAGAGCAAGCCCCGGAACCGUCCCUCUUUCCGACAGACGCUGAUGCACCUAGACAUUGCAUCUGCUGACGUUCUUGGCACCCCUCAGGAGACUUAUUUCAAAUCCCAGGCUGAAUGGAGAGAAGAAGUAAAGAAGCACUUUGAGAAAAUUAAGAGUGAAGGAACUUGCAUACACCGGCUAGAUGAAGAGCUAAUUCGUCGCCGAAGAGAAGAGCUCAGGCACGCAUUAGAUAUCCGUGAACAUUACGAGAGGAAGCUAGAGCGAGCCAAUAACUUGUACAUGGAGCUCAGCGCCAUCAUGCUGCAGCUGGAGGUCCGCGAGAAGGAGCUCAUUAAACGGGAACAAGCGGUGGAAAAGAAAUAUCCUGGGACUUACAAGCGUCAUCCAGUCAGACCAAUAAUCCACCCCAUUGCGGUAGAGAAGCUGAUGAAGAGGAAGGGGGUCUCUCAUAAGCCAGGGAGUCAGACGAAACGGCCAGACCUGCUGAAAUCAGAGGGCAUAUCCAGUGCGGAGGUGGCACCCAAUGGCUCACCAGUCUCAGGAAGUCCCAAAAUGUCAACACUCAGUAACAAAGGCCGAUACCGCUGCAAACCACGUCACCGACGAGGGAACAGCAAAGGCAGCUAUAAUGAAUUUGCAGGGAUCUUGAAAAAUCAGCCAGCACACGACAAUUCACCCCAGCCACCUCCUCCUCCUCAUCAUCCUCAUUCUCAUCUUUCCAGCCUACAGCAGCACCAGCAGCAUAGCCACCCCCAUUACCAUGGCCAUCACCCCAGGCUAAACAUCCAGGGGCAAGACAUCGCAAACUGUGCGAACAACCUGAGGUACUUUGGCCCUGCAGCAGCCCUGCGGAGCCCCCUCAGUAAUCAUGCCCAAAGGCGGAUGUCCGGCUCCAGCCCCGAUCUCAUCUCUACUGCUAUGGAAGCAGAUUGUCGGAGGAAUCUGGAGAAUGAGGAACACAAGGUUGAUCACUGGCAGUGUUGUAAAGCAGACCCACACAACCCGUGUCCUCAGUGCAGGCAGGCGAACGGUGGUCAGAAACAGAUGCCGUCCAUUGAACCAGGGAUGAACCACCCUGAAUCAACAACGAGUGGUCCCUUGUAUGAAAAGGCCCAGCUUCCUGAAAAGAUGGAGGAGGAGGACUUCAACAGCUGCAAGUCAAUGUCAUUGCUAGGCACCCCUCAACACCAGGCUGCCCCAGUGCUACCUUGCAAACCCAGACCUAUUCAAAAGAGUGGUGAUGACUCUUCAGAACAGGAAGAAGGAGAAGUGGACAGUGAAGUGGAGUUCCCACGGAGACAGAGGCCUCACCGCUGCAUUAGUAGCUGCCAGUCCUACUCAACCUUCAGCUCUGAGAACUUCUCUGUGUCCGAUGGAGAGGAGGGGAACACCAGCGACCACUCAAACAGCCCAGAUGAGCUGGCCAACAGGCUGGAAGACCAGCUGACUGAGAAGCUAGAGGACAUGCUGUCCCAGACUCCGGAAAUCCCCAUCGAGAUCUCCACUCAGUCUGAUGGUCUGUCAGACAAAGAGUGCGCCGUGCGCAGGGUGAAGACACAGAUGUCAUUGGGCAAGCUCUGUGCAGAUGAACACAGCUGUGAGAACCAGGCACAGUUUGGAGAAUCGGAUUGUGACUCUUCCGAGGGGGAGUGUUCUGAUGCAACCGUCAGGACCAAUAAGCCCUGCAGUUCUGCUACUUGGUAAUGACAAAUUCCCCACGAAAGCCCUCCUGAUACUGGCAUUUGGAUUCCCCAAGACUCCCUUCAUUUCCCCCACCCCCUCAUACUUUGACAGGAAGAGAAACUGAUUCUCCUUCCCAUCUCAGAAAUGAUCUGCAAUAACUUGAAUCUCUGGAAAAAUGUCCAAAUGAAAUUAAUUCUCACUGAGCAUUUCAAUCAAGAAUGGCAGGGAUGUAUUUUAUUGAAUAAUCUAGCUACUGUAACAUUGAUAUUUAUUUUUUUUUUUACAUUUUAACACUUUUUACUGUAAAGAGUGGACUAUAUAUCAAGAGAGACGAUAAUUUGUUGCAAAAAAAGUUAAGAAAGCAAGCAAAUGAAAGAGACACAUCCUUGUGAGUCUUAUAUAAAUAGCAUGACGGACACAUCAGGAUCUACUGCUGCUCUCCCAGGGGACCAGGCCUCAUGGCCCUAAAGGUUGGAGAAUAGAUAGAGAAACAAACCAAUCAGUCUUAUCAAAUGAAGAAGCAUAAGAGAAACUUUGCUCAAAGGUAACCUAUGAACAAAUGGCAUUCAGUAUAACCAGCUGGGUCACUUUUAAUCAGAAAGUGGACAUGUUCCUGGAGAAAUUUGGUACCAAGGUGCUUACAUCCAGGGUCUUCUGAAUCAAUACAUUCCCCCAGGAGUAUGAUAAUGGGGGUUAAUUUAUGGGGUUUUGGUUUAUUUUUUAAUCAGCAUUUUGUUGUGAGAUCCUGCAGAUGUAUUCUAACCUCAUUCUCUCUCAAGACUUGGUAUAACAGCACUUUUUACCAUCACCAAUCAUCUUCACUAUGGCAGACAAUACAAUGUGAAUUUCCAGCUGAGCAGAGAAAGAUCUUUCAGCUGCAGAGUGCCAUUUUCCCACAGUUUACUUCCUCUCCUUACUUCCCAUUCGCCCAUUUGUUUCCUUCAAUAAAAAAAAAAUCAAAUCAGUGCUGGAAACACAAGAAGCAUGGAAAGCACAUUCUGCAAAGCCGGAGAACUAGUCUGGGGAGGAAACCGGAGACACCUGUACUGAACCUUCAGAGGCAACCUCCCACCUACCACAACAUCACACAACUGGCCAGCGCCAAGGGAGAGAGCUGUGUAUUGGGAGCAAACCAGGGAAUACAUUGGCCUGGACAACAGUAUCAACCCUCCCUUUGUUCUGUUUAUUAAUGAUUUGGUUUUGGAAGCAUUAACAGCUUGCCUGCCCUUCAUGUCAGGCUUGGUGUAAAACAGAAAGCAAAAUUUGGACUCAGUUACCUAAGGGGGGUGGGGGUGGGAGAGGAGAGAGCGCGUGAUUUUGGUUGUGGGUGUGUUUUAUGUGGGGGACCUCAAAGAGUGUAUCCCACUCCUUUAAAUUCCAGCCUGGAGGAGAAACUGAUGCAUUCUGGGGGUAUCUGAAAGGCAGAGGCACUGACAUUUGAGUGACCAGCCUAGCACUCCCAGGGGCCUCACUGGCCCUUCCGUUCGGAAACAAACAGCUCCUUUUAACUGACACACAGAACAAAGAUUUUAGUCCGUUUCUCAGUUAUUUUCCCUCUGGAACAAUUUCAGCUCUGCCUCAAGAGACCUGGGAAAGGCAGCUGCUCUUCCUCAUGGUCUGGCUAGCAUGGCUAGAGCAGUGUGUCCUGGGAAAAUCAGCCCUCUUAUAGAAGCCAUGCACGAGCCUCAGAUGACUGGCAGGAAUGGACCGUAGGCAGGUUCUUCUGUUUGUUUACAUUUUAUGUUAAAAUGUUGUUUUGAACGUAGCCUUGAUAAUUUAUAGCCUAGUGGCAAGAAUGAAGGGAAAUGUUUUGCUUAUACAAAGAGCAGUAUUGUAUGAGUUAAAUUAUUCUAUAUUUUAAAUUUUUGUAGCUGGACUACAUGUAGAUCUUAAGUUAUUACAUUUUAUUUAUUAACUUUUCUGUAGAUCAGAAGGUUGGCUUUACUGCUAGCACAAUUGUUCUCUCUUCAUGUGAUGUUAUUUCCUCCUUGUGCAUCAUAGAAGGAUGGGAGCAGAGCUGGUUUCAGGGGCUGUCAGUAUUUGCUCCCCUGCUGUGACCUUGCUGGUGCCAUGCAGAGCACAGUCAUUCUGGAGGCUGUGUCAGUCUGGGCUGGCCUGCAAGGCGAAGGAGGAGAUACUCAGUUUCAUGGGCUUUAGAGAUCUUCCACAUGGGUGAAACUGUGCAGUUUGAGUUUGCUCCUGAUUAACGGAGGGACAGCAGGAUGUGAGUGUUUGGGGCGGGGAGAUGGAGUGAGGGGAAAGGGUUGGACAGGAGCGAGUGCUUUAUAGUGAGAAAUAAGCAAAAAGUUUUGAGCGAGCCUCUCUGGAGAGGCAUUCUGGGCUGCUAGUACAGAGCAGGGCAUCAGUUCUAGUGGUAGUGCUACAGUGGAGGUCCCAAAUGCUCGCAUAAAACAGCUAGAUAAAGGAGGAGAGAGGACCAUCAGCCACACCGUAGAAAUUGAAGGCAGGGGCCAGAUUGACGACCACAAAUGCAGGGGGACCCAAAUUCAGUGUGCCAGGGAUGGGGAGGUUCACCCCAAAAUGGAGUGCUGAUGCCUGGCCCUGUAGAGAGCUUUAAGCUCCAGCAGAGGCUGUGCUGCUAAGGGUGAUCUGGACUGUGAUGUGCAGAGAGGGCACCCAUGUGCCAAGCCAGCUCUGCUCACCUGAGAUGUCAAGUGUUUUCUUAAGAGAGCGCUCAUUUCCCAAGGCAGUCGUAGAGCAUAGGCAAGAAGGGACUGUCUGACCUCAUGCUGUAGACUCCCAGAGCCCUGAGUUAGGUGCUUCAACUCCAUAUCAAUCAGAACCUGCCUGAGAAGGCAUGAAGGAUUUCCUGGUGCCCACAGGAGUUGUUUUGCCAGCACGCAGAGAUAGUGGUAGCCCCUAGUGAGUGACAUGAGGGAGUUCUCUGAAAGUUCUUAGACUUACAGUAGCACCUGCUAACAUAUACUGAGACACACGUGAGUUUGUGGCCCUACCUGCUUUCUGUACUGUAUACCUCUUUACGCUUCUUCAUGGCCUUGCCUUCAACCACAUCGCUCAGCUCCACUGUCUGUCACAGUCACUCCUCACUCUCGUGGAGAGGCAGUACAAAAUCAUCCCCUUUGGUGUGAGCACUCUCUGCCCUAGCAUUGGUCUGCUGCCCCUGUUCAUACUCAGAGGCACUUCCCCCAUUACCUGCUGGCAGGUAUCUGAAAUCCUCCCAACAGCUAGUGCCUCCCUCAGGACUCCUGCUAGUGUUAUUGCUCCUUGUCCACUGGUAGCAUGUGGACAGCAGCUAUGCUGUAGGAGGUGCCGGGCUCUCCUGGGUCAUAACUGGACCUUGGUGUGCACUGUGCGAUAGCUCAGGCAGCCCCUGAGUGCACCUGUGCUUGUCUCCAUCCCAGAAGGUUCAACAUGGUCUAGUUUUGCAUCUGCCCUUAGUUGAAGGCACGCACACUUUUCCCAGCAAAGAAUAUGCCAUGCAAGUGAGGAUGUCCUGGCACUGAAGCCCCUGGCCUACAUCCCACACACACUCAUGGCAGCUUCCUUCUAACGUUCCAAACCUCUACACACCCUGAAACAACAGGUAAUUAAAAAGGAAAAACCUACCAGAGCCAAUCACCCCCAAUGUUACUGGGCCAAGGAUCAAAGCAGGCAGUGGUCAGGUGUAGGUCAGAAGCAAUUUUAAGGUCCAAGAUCUUGUCAUCAGAGCUAAACGCAGAAGCCGUGAAGCCCUGGGAUCUGGAUAUUUCAGUUCUUGCUUCUGUCCCGAGAUAUCGGGCCUCAAACAUGCCACACUAUGGCACAUAGAACAGCUAUUACUUGUGGAAGUUUCCAACCUAUUAUUUAGUCCCCGUCAGACUAGAUGACCUUAUGACCCUAUCCAGCCUUGAACUAUGAUCGUUUCUGGGCUCCCCUUGCUCAGGGUGCUGCACACUCGGAUUUACGUCACUCAGGCAGGCUGCCUUUCCAGGCCAAGGGAUGGAGUAACAGCCUGAGCUGUUUUUAAAAACUCCUUGAAACAUCAGUGAAACAGUUUGCUCUGUAAACCAUGUCUUAUUCAGCAUAGGAUGCUGCAGGGCAUUCAGGGGGUUGUUUUGGGGUGCUGGCUUUGCCACUCAUGAAAAGUGCUGCUAUAACUGAUAGCACAUCCCAUUGCCAUUGUCCCUCCAUAAGGGCAGUGCCUCACACAUCGCUGUAUGUCUGAUUUUUUGUAAAUAGUGUGCAGAGGGUGAAAACCAAACCAAGGUAUAGGAGUAGGAUAGAAGUCCUAGGGCUACAAGUGCUGGCGCUCCUGAGGAAUGCAAGGUACCAUAUUUCUGAAUGGGGGUUGAGUUUAUGCAGGUAUUCAAGGAACAAGGUAGCCUGAGGAGUACUGUAGUAAGGAUCAUAAUCUGACCCGUGACAUGAAUAAAAUCCAUGUAGCUGUGCCAGUGUUGGUGCAGUCUGAUGUGCCAAGGUAGGAAGGAGCAGGCCGGGUUUUGUAUUUCCGGGCAAUAGCUCUGUAACAUCUGCAAAGGAUUGUGUCCAUUUGUAUUGCAAAGUCUAGACUUCAUUCUCUGGUUAGACUAUAGCUCUUAGGAAGGUGAGAACUAGAGGCCAAGGCUGUAAGCCCAGUGUAACCUCACCGAAGCAUGUUGACUUACUGUGGAUUUACACGGGUGGAGCUGAGCGCAGAAGGUGCUGCUGUCUGGCUUGAGUGCAGAGUUUGCAUGAGGGGAUUACAAAGGGUGAGCUGCAGGUGGAAGCGCUAGUAACGGUGCCGUUCAGCCUGGGCCAAGGGCAGGCUCGAAAUGCCAAGAGAACAGCCCCCUGGGUAGACAGGCUACUUCAUUUUCUUUUCUUCCCUAUAAACUCUCCUCCCCAGGAGAAGGGUGAGUUGUGGGCUCACUGCCCACUCCUCCCCCAGCAUGGCUUCUGACAGCUCCUCAACACCAGCCUGCCUUCUGGCGUUUAUGGUUAAUGUUGUUUUUCCCACUGUGUGUUAAAAGUGACCAUUUCAUCUCAGCCCUUCCCAGUGUCUCUCAUCUCCCUUUCUCUCCUCCUUGCGCUGUGGCUUCCUGAUACAAACUUGAUUUCUGUACUGAACAGUGUACAGUGAUGGGAACAAGAAUGAGUGUCAAAGCAAACAAAUGCAUGGAAUAAAAAGCCAGUGUACUUCA